Molecule: messenger RNA, 462 nt
Organism: Eufriesea mexicana
Lineage: Eukaryota; Metazoa; Arthropoda; Insecta; Hymenoptera; Apidae
Exons: 4
Coding region: 1-462 (153 amino acids)
Cellular component (GO): extracellular region
Molecular function (GO): chitin binding
Source: RefSeq, a predicted model, not a curated record
AUGGCUUCCUCCGUGACAUUCCCGUUGAAGCUUCUGCUAUGCAUUCGAUUGUUCAUCGUAAUCGUCGCAUUGCCAACCCUGGGUUACGUUGAUCGACAUCGCUUAGAGACCUACGAGGACUUGUCCGAAGAGCCGGGCGACUUGGGUCUUUUUAACAAUCUGACUUUUCGCUUCUCCUGCGAGGAUAAACCAGUUGGCUUGUACGCAGACUUGGAUUACGAUUGUCGAAUUUUUCACGCUUGCGAUGAUUCGGGGAAAGGAUUUCCCGUGAUCUGUCCAAACAAUACGCUCUUUGACCAAAGGGAACGCGUCUGCAGCGACGAAGAGCACAUUGACUGUGAACAAGCAAACGAGUGGUUCUACUUGAACGAGUUACCGUUUUCCAUAGAAACGUCAGAGGAACAUCGCAUCCAGUCAGAGGAGAGAGAAGUGCCUUCGGUGUUACCGCUUCUACUAGCGUGA